Messenger RNA from Hydra vulgaris (swiftwater hydra), 3006 nucleotides. Its product is annotated as polycystin-2. Gene Ontology annotation, biological process: detection of mechanical stimulus. Lineage: Eukaryota; Metazoa; Cnidaria; Hydrozoa; Anthoathecata; Hydridae. The record is from RefSeq and is a predicted model, not a curated record. Gene Ontology annotation, molecular function: calcium channel activity; calcium ion binding. Gene Ontology annotation, cellular component: membrane.
UUUGUCAGUUGUAAAUCAAAUUGAAAAAAUAAUCAAGGAAGAAUAAGAGAAUAAAGGAAUAUAAAAAUCAAUAAAAAAAACACAAAAAGAUUCAAUUUUUUAGCAAUACCUUCAUUUUUUGUUAUGAGAAAUGAGUGCUACAAAAAGAAUUAGAAGUACAAAAGAUUUACAACUGAGUCAACAACAGGAGUUGUCGGUACGUAAUGACUAUCGCGGAUCAAGUGUCUCAUUUGCAUCAUCUAAAAGUUCACCUUGGCAUGAUGACACUAGUUUUAUUUUAAAGCAAAAGGCUUUAUCUUCUAGCGAGAAAGAAUUAAGUAAUUUGCAAAGUACAACUUCUAUGAAUCAAUUCAAAAGACCAAAGCCUAUACCUUUUAAGGAAAUGUUCUUGAGAAGCUUAAGAGGUUUAUGGAAAACACGAUACUCUGAUGAACUUAAGGAUAAAACAGAAGCCAUGAAAGUUACAUUGAAGGAACUUGCAAUUUAUGUUUUUUUUUUAAUGAUUGCUUGCAUAAUUACCUUUGGAAUGACCAGCACUUCAAUGUUUUAUAUGACAAAUGCAAUCCAAGGUGUACUUGCUCCCACUCCUCCCAAAGAAAUGCCAGGAGAAAGUGGAGAUGUGUUUGAGUAUUUAAAAGAUACAGUCAUAGGUGGACUUUAUGUGGAAAAUUAUUAUGAUGAUUCACCUGUAAAAACUUCUGAGUUGGGUUAUAUCUUUUUCGAAAAUAAGUUAUUAGGUCGCCCAAGACUUCGUCAAGUUCGAGUUAGUAAUGAAUCUUGCAUAGUUCAUGAAUAUUUUCGAGAUGAAAUAAAAGAAUGUUAUGCCCCAUACUCACCUAGUACUGAAUUUGUUGGGAAAUUUGGUUUGGAAAAUGGAACUGCCUGGGAGUAUCAAUCUGAAAAAGAGCUAGAUGGUCAAAGUUUUUCUGGGCCUAUAUCUACUUAUGGAGGAGGUGGUUAUACAGUUUUGUUUGGAGCAGAUAGCGCAGAGUCUAAUAGCAUUAUUGAUGCUCUACAGAGUAAUCGAUGGCUUGAUCGUGGAACAAGAGCUGUAUUUUUCGAUUUUGCUGUUUACAAUGCCAACAUUAAUCUGUUUUGUGUUGUUCGCUUGCUACUUGAGUUUCCAGCUACUGGUGGAUGCUUCCCGAUAUUUUAUUUUCAAACAUUAAAGCUGUUGCGCUAUGUGACCUCUAUGGAUUAUUUUGUAAUGGCGUGUGAAGCAAUAUUUAUCCUUCUUCUCAUUUAUUAUUCCAUUGAAGAAGCAAUUGAGAUAAAAAAACAUGGUACUUCAUAUUUCUCAGAUGUAUGGAAUGUCAUGGAUAUUAUAAUAGUGUUACUGGGUUUUAUUUGUGUGAUUUUUAAUGGUGUUCGUACGGUAUCAGUUGCUAAUAAGUUACGUAUUACGUUGGAGGAACGAGAUAAGUAUGCAAAUUUUGAGAUAUUGGCUGACAUGCAGACAAAAUUUAAUGACCUUGUAGCAGUUUAUAUAUUUCUUAUUUGGAUUAAGUUAUUCAAGUAUCUCUCAUUUAACAAAACAAUGACACAGUUACAAUCAACUCUCUCUCGCUGUGCUAAAGAUAUUGCUGGUUUUUCAGUGAUGUUUUUUAUUGUUUUCUUUGCCUAUGCAUUAUGGGGCUACCUACUUUUAGGGCCUCAAUUGGCUGAUUAUUCUACGUACUUAAACAGCAUAUUUGCAUGUUUUCGUAUUAUUCUUGGUGACUUUGCUUGGUCUGAUAUAAAUGGUGCUGCACCAAGUAUGGGCCCAAUAUUUUUCAUUUCUUAUGUAUUCAUGGUGUUUUUUAUUUUGAUAAACAUGUUUUUGGCCAUUAUUAAUGACACUUAUUCUGAAGUGAAGUCAGAUCUUGCAGAGCAAAAAGAUGAAUUUGAAAUUGGUGAUUACUUUAAAAAAGGAUAUGAUAAAAUGAUGAGCAAUUUAUCUUUUAAGCGAGAAAAAAUUGUUGACAUUCAAAAAGCUCUUCAAACUGCUGAUGUGAACCAUGAUAAUAUGUUAGACUUCGAAGAAUGGAGAGCGCAGUUAAAAUUGCGUGGCCAUGCUGAUUUAGAAAUUGAGGCUGUAUUUACUCAGUAUGAUUUAGAUGGAGAUCGUGUACUCAAUGAAAUUGAACAACAAAAAAUGCAUGAUGAUCUUGAUAUAAAAAUGGAAGAGUUAGAAGAUGAAAUUGAAGAAGUUCGCAAGUCAAAAGGAAAUUUAAAAAAAAUUCAAAGUAAAAUAAACAUGAAAUCUGGUGAUGAUGAUGAUGAUGAUGAAGAUGAUGAUGAAAAUGACAGUGAACCAACAGGACUUGUAAAAUAUGAAGAGUUCUCAAUCCUGGCUCGACGCGUUGAUCGUGUUGAACAAAGUAUUGGCAGUAUGGUGUUAAAGAUUGAUUCCGUUCUUUUAAAGUUGGAAGCUAUGGAUAAAGCUAAAAUAAAAGGAAGAGAGACAAUGACAAAGCUUUUAGACAGUAUUGCUGAGCAAGAAUUGAGUGUUUUUAAAGAGUUUGGGAAUAAAUCUAGCACAAAUAUAUUUCGCCCAACAUCAACAACUUCAAAACAAUCUAAUGAUAGCGUCAUCUCUAUCAAAGAGGACCAUGAUGGUGAUGACGAUGAUGAUGGUGAUAAUGAUGAUGGUGACGAUCCUGUUAACUAAAGAAUUGGUGAUUAAAUUUUUGACAAGGCAUAUUUGUAAAUAAUUUUUAAGUCUAUUAUUUGUAAAGUUGUUGCUUGAAAAACAGCGAGUGAGUGUGAAAUGAUUACAUUGAGAGAAAACGUUUUACUAAAGAAAAAAAUUAACCUAUUUCUUUUUAUAAACUAAAAUAUUUUCAUCCUCGUUUUGUUUUUUAUUAUUUCCUUUUAACAUUGCCGAACUUAUAAACUAAAUAAAAAUACAACAAAUGUAUAAAUUAACUUAAAAUAUUUUCGAUUUUAAUUAUCAGAAUAUAAUAAACACUUGUAAUAUUUAUUAUAAAGCACUCGUAAUAUUUAAAUAAUUUUUAUUAAUUAUAA